UCAAACAAGAGACCGACAAAGUUUAUGUAAAAGCUAAUGUUAGUUUGGUGAAGCGAGGACUGAUUUAAAACCCGGUGAACUCGAGCGGGGUUCCUGCUCUACUUUCACACGCGGACGCCGCUGCACUUCAGUGGCUUCAAAUAGCACCAGAGACACUGUAGCGUUAGUCCAACUGUAUCCACUGGAUGAUGAUGAUGAUGAUGAAGAAGAGUCUCUCCCCUUUUGGAAACGUCGCAUGCUGUUGGUGUCUCCAGUAGAGCUGCCCAGGUCCACGUGUCCAGGUCCACGUGUCCAGGUCGACGUGUCCAGCCCCUGGCAGCUCACUGCCGGGUGUCUCCAGUAGAGCUGCCCAGGUCCACGUGUCCAGCCCCGGGCAGCUCUACUGGAGACACCCGGCAGGUGAGCUGCAGUGCACCGGCCACAACAUCCAUGGGAGGGAGAGGGGAAAGAAAAGUCACGACUCAACGCGACGAGGAGACUCAAUGUGUCAAACUGGCUCAUUUCCAACAUCUAUCUGGAAAACAAGCAGGAAUCAGCCCUCUGUCCACGAUGUCCUCCAGAGGGAAACAUGACUUGUGCCGAAUGUGUGGCGGAACUCUCCAGGGAAACCAAAGGCGGUGGCUGUUUGGGGGCCAAAAUAAGAAGACGGAUCAGGUUCAGACCCCAACAGGGUCCCUGAGAGGAGGAAGCCUGUCCGCGCAGAGCAGCCCCUGGGGCAGCACAACGUCUCUGGGUUCCUCGGUGUCUCUCUCCCAGUUUACCCUGAGCUCCCCGUCCAAAGGGAUGGAUGUGCUCUCUGUGUUGACUCACAUACUAGGGCAGUCUGUAACCCGAGGCAGCGGGCAGGGGGAGUUUGUGUGUGGCAAAUGCGUGUGCGUCCUCGAGCGGGUGUUCAAGUUCGACUCGGUGAUAGCCAGGGUGAGGGUGCUCUCGUCCGAGAGGCUUCAGAAGAUGACGCAGGAGAGGGACAAGAUCAGACAGUGGGUGCGUCAAAGCUACUACCAGAGACACCCCGGGGACCUCCAGAGCAGGGGCAGCACCAGCGAGGAGGACAGCGAGGCGGAGAAGGAGGGCUACAGGGAGAUGCUCAAAGAGAACAUGGCACUGUCGGAGUACGAGUGCUGGUCCGAGAAGUGGGACACGUGCCCGUAUUUCGUAAGAACGGGGAAAAGGUGCCGAAAGGGCAAAGGAUGCGAAGGCUGUGAUUCUCUGCGGGUGUCCGACUCGGAUUACGAGUCUGUCUGUGGGGUCCCCCGGCGUUUGCCCCUCCAGCCCUUCUCCCCGUUGGCGUUGUCGCGGGACAAAUCCCAGAGCAUGCCCCUCAACUGGCAGAGGGUGACAUCCUUCAGCUCCAGCCCUUCCUCACUGGCGGGGUCCACUCUGUCCUUACAGACGUCCUCCUGCACCGAGUCCAUUCAGUCUCUGGACUCUCUUGAUGGCAAUGACCCGUUUGACCCGCCGGGUGUUUUGCUGAGGGAGCUGAAAGGCAUUGAAGGGAAGCCGGUCAGUUCGCCGUCGGGGAGUAGGAUCCCCGUUCUGGACAGGAAGUACUCGGGGACAGGUGGAGGGACGGCGUCGCCCUCGGUGAACAGGGCGCUGCGCUUCAGGAGUGUGGAGAGCACGGAUGAGGAGGACGGGGCUUUGCUGUCAGAGCUGAGGGAUGAAUUCAUGCCUCUUCAUCUCGAGGGCUCUACUGGCAGGGUUCACCACGCUGUCAGGCACCUGCAAGGCCAGCUGGAUCAAGCUGUGGCCCACAUCAGGACCCUGGAGGCCGAGCUGAAACAUGGGAGGGGCCAAUACACUGAAGUCAAUGGGUCAGACGACUGGCUCCCUUUGCUCCAGGAGGGGGGGGGCAGCUCCCUGCUGCAGAGCCUCGGCCACUCCCUGCACAGCCGGGAGCGCGUGAUCCAGGCUUGCAUGGGUCUGAUCAGAAAGCUGUGUGUGGAGGAGGGGGCGGGGACUGAGCUGGCCAAUCAGCUGACUGAGAAUCUGAAGGAAACUCAAUCUGACAACAAGGCCGCCCUGCAGACUUUGAGGUCCGAAGUGACUAAGAAGGAGAAGAGCAUGGCGAAGGAGAUCGAGGCGCUGCGGAAGGCCGGCAGAGACAGAGAGGGAGACCUCGACACACUCAACACGGUGCUGCAGAGCAACCAGGAUAUUCUCAACGACCUGCGACUGGCUCUGGAGGAGAGGGAGCGACUGCUGAAGGAGGUGGUGAAAGAGAGGGAGGUGUGGAGACAGAGGGACGGCGCCCUCGCCACUGUCCUGCAGGAGAAGGAGGCUCUGAUCCAGGAGCUGGCGAGCUGUCAGAAAGACAUGCAGGGGUUGGCAGGAGACACGGAGGGAAAUGGCGCCACCUUGUGCAGGGAGGUCACCAAACUCACCACAGCCCUGCAGGAGUACCAGGACAUGGUGCAGACUCGGCAGGGGAGUCACAGUCAGACGGUGUCCUCUCUGACGAUCAACUCAGGGGACACUCGGCGGGAGCUGAGGGCGAAGGAGAAGGAGAAGAAGGAGGCCGAUAGAGUCCGGCAGAACAACCGAGAGGACGGCGAGAGAGAGGAGAGGAAACUGAGGGACGGCCUGCAGAAGAGAAACAAGCUCAUCGAGCAAAUCCUGUUGGACGCUGAGGAGCGUGACAAUCUGCUCCGAGAGCUGCAGCAGAACCUGCAGAACAAACGUGAACCUCUGACCGCCAUCAAGCACACACUGUGAUGGAGGAGGAGGAGGAGGAGGAGGAGGAGGAUUACUUUGCACUUUCUGCGCCACCCUUUGGCCUUUACAGCAUAUUCAUCGUGGUGAACAUUAAGUCUAUUUAUAUUUAUCUCAGCAUUUUUUUUAGGUUUGCAUUUGCUGGCUUGUUUUGGCAAUUUUCCAAAAUUACAACUUGAUUCUCUGGAGUGAAUCAGUAAAUUCAGACUUAAGAGAGUCCGACAACCUGAUUGUUUUCAGUAUGGAGAGAUGUCAAGUCUGGCUUCUUAUAACUGGAUGUUUAAUACUUGAUUUAAAGUUAGUUUUUGAAUGUAAUGGAUCUAAUGAUCAGACUAUGAUUUGGAUUUAAUUUCAUGCAGUGGGAUUACUGAUGUAUGAUUGUUAGUGGAUCCGAGGUAACAUUAGUCCUGUCCUUUUAGGACAGGCGCGGGGUACGAAUUUUCUUAUUUGCAGUUUGUCUUUUCACUUUUUGUUUACAGUGCUAUCACAGCACUCCUAGAGGGAAUUAUUUUUGGACCAAAUAAUAUUUUUAACCCCUUUCUUCUUUUCUGCUUUUAUGUCUUUUUUUUUUUUUAAAACGCUCUGUUAUCUUAAAUGUACCUUUUUUUUGAUGUAAUUUGUAGUUUUGUAAUGUUAGUGUGGGACCUUUUUUUUUUUUAGCUCAAGAGAAUUAAACCCUCUGAUCCAGUCUGGACAUGUUCAGACAUGCUUGGUGGUCCGCUGGUCCCGGAAGUGUUUCUUUCAUAUGUUUCUUUGAACGAUCAAUCAAACAAUUGUUUUUGUAAUCGUAUAAAGUGUAAUGUACAGUGUGACAUGGAUAUAAACACAUCCCGCAUAAUCUAAGGGUAAUAUAGGUAUUUUAACCAUUUGCUAAAUGAUGUGUUGUGCGCAUAUGGUUGCGCUUCCUUCUGGCAAAGCGGAACGCCUACAAUACCCAUGAGCCUCUCCGGCCGAUGCUGUGGGAAAGCAGCCAAGCAGUGAAUUCCAAACCGUAAGCUUUUAAAUGAAUUAACCCAACCCGGCGGUAAAGUCACAAAUAAAGUAAAUUAAAGUAAA
Cyclopterus lumpus (lumpfish) is the source of this 3768-nucleotide messenger RNA. RefSeq lists its product as uncharacterized. The coding region runs from base 430 to 2715 and encodes 761 amino acids. Lineage: Eukaryota; Metazoa; Chordata; Actinopteri; Perciformes; Cyclopteridae. The record is from RefSeq and is a predicted model, not a curated record. The transcript has 11 exons.